Chaetura pelagica (chimney swift) is the source of this 3918-nucleotide messenger RNA. It is a transcript of the gene DENND5B, whose product is annotated as DENN/MADD domain containing 5B. Gene Ontology annotation, molecular function: small GTPase binding; guanyl-nucleotide exchange factor activity. The coding region runs from base 1 to 3732 and encodes 1243 amino acids. The transcript is spliced from 21 exons. The record is from RefSeq and is a predicted model, not a curated record. NCBI's taxonomy places the organism in Eukaryota, Metazoa, Chordata, Aves, Apodiformes, Apodidae.
AUGCGGGGACUCUGCAAAGUCAUUAUUUGUUCAUUUCUUGCAGGAGAGAAUUUUGACCAGAGUCCCUUAAGAAGAACAUUCAAGUCCAAAGUUUUGGCCCAUUAUCCUCAGAACAUCGAGUGGAAUCCCUUUGACCAGGAUGCUGUCAACAUGCUGUGUAUGCCCAAAGGGCUCUCUUUCAGGACACAGGCAGAUAACAGAGAUCCGCAGCUCCAUUCGUUCAUCAUCACCAGAGAAGAUGGCUCUCGUACGUACGGCUUUGUGCUCACCUUCUAUGAGGAGGUCACCAGCAAGCAGAUCUGCACAGCCAUGCAAACACUUUACCAGAUGCACAAUGCAGAGCAAUACAGCAGCGUCUGCGCCUCCUCCUCAUGUAGCAUGGACUCCUUGGCCAGCAGCACUGACGAGGGCGAUGCCACUUCCCUCGCCAAGCUCCAGCGGUACAACUCCUAUGACAUCAGCAGAGACACGCUGUACGUCUCCAAAUGCAUAUGUCUCAUCACCCCUCUGCCCUUCAUGCAAGCCUGCAAGAAGUUCCUGAUCCAGCUCUACAAGGCAGUGACCUCCCAGCAGCCACCGCCUCUGCCCUUGGAGAGCUACAUCCACAACAUCCUCUACGAGGUGCCCCUGCCACCCCCAGGGAGGUCACUGAAGUUUUAUGGGGUUUAUGAGCCCAUCAUUUGCCAGAGACCUGGGCCCAAUGAGCUGCCUCUGUCUGACUACCCUCUGCGGGAGGUCUUUGAGCUGCUGGGACUGGAGAACCUGGUCCAGGUCUUCACCUGUGUUCUUCUGGAGAUGCAGAUCCUUCUGUACUCACAAGAUUAUCAGCGUCUGAUGACAGUGGCAGAGGGGAUCACAACGCUGCUGUUCCCAUUUCAGUGGCAGCACGUGUACGUCCCCAUCCUUCCUGCCUCUCUCCUGCAUUUUCUGGAUGCUCCUGUUCCCUACCUGAUGGGGCUGCAGUCCAAGGAGGGAACCGACCGCUCCAAGCUGGAGCUGCCUCAGGAGGCAAACUUGUGCUUUGUAGACAUCGACAACCAUUUCAUCGAGCUGCCGGAGGAGUUCCCCCAGUUCCCCAACAAGCUGGAGUUUAUCCAGGAGAUCUCGGAGGUGCUCCUGCAGUUUGGGAUCCCACCGGAGGGCAACCUGCACUGCAGCGACAGCGCCACCAAACUCAAGAACCUGGUUCUUAGCGACUUGGUGAACGACAAGAAGAACGGGAACAUCCCCAGCAACGCACUCAACAUGUAUGAGCUGCUGAAGGGCAACGAGACGAUCGCCCGCCUGCAGGCCCUGGCCAAGAGAACGGGUGUGACAGUGGAAAAAAUGACCAUCACUGCGGAGAAGGAGAAGGAUGGGAAAUUGCCCUGUGAGGAGGUGGAGCUGAGGGACUACAAACUGAACGUGCAGCUCCGGGAGGUGUUCGCCAACCGCUUCACGCAGAUGUUCGCAGACUACGAGGCUUUCGUCAUUCAGGCAGCCCCCGACAUGGAGUCGUGGCUGACAAACAGGGAGCAAAUGCAAAACUUUGACAAAGCUUCCUUCCUUUCGGACCAACCCGAGCCUUAUCUCCCAUUCCUUUCACACUUCAUCGAAACACAGAUGUUUGCAACCUUCAUAGACAAUAAAAUAAUCUCCCAGUGGGAAGAGAAAGACCCUUUUCUACGAGUUUUUGACUCCCGAAUUGAGAAAAUACGGCUAUACAAUGUCAGGGCCCCUGCGCUGCGGACAUCCAACUAUCAGAAAUGCAGCACUUUGAAAGAAGCAGCCCAGUCCAUCGAGCAGCGGCUGAUGAAGAUCGAUCACACAGCCAUCCACCCACACUUACUUGAUAUGAAGAUUGGCCAAGGAAAAUAUGAACAAGGAUUUUUCCCAAAGUUGCAAUCAGAUGUCCUGGCAACGGGACCCACCAAUAACAACCGCUGGGCCAGCCGCAGCACCACGGCGCAGCGGAGGAAGGACCGUCUGCGGCAGCACUCGGAGCACAUCGGGCUGGACAACGACCUGAGGGAGAAAUACAUGCAAGAGGCAAGGAGUUUAGGAAAAAAUUUAAGGCAGCCCAAACUCUCAGACCUCUCUCCAGCUGUGAUUGCUCAAACCAACUGGAAAUUUGUGGAAGGGUUACUGAAGGAAUGUCGCAUGAAGACUAAACGCAUGUUGGUAGAGAAGAUGGGCCAUGAAGCAGUUGAGCUGGGUCAUGGAGAAGCCAACAUAACAGGUUUGGAGGAAAAUACAUUGAUUGCUAGCCUCUGUGAUCUGCUAGAAAGAAUCUGGAGCCAUGGUCUGCAGGUCAAGCAGGGGAAAUCUGCUUUGUGGUCCCAUUUACUUCAGUACCAGGAAAGAGAAGAGAAGCAAGAGCAUAAUGCAGAAUCCCCAGUUGCUGUUGGAACAGAAAGACGAAAGUCUGAUACAGGAAUUAGUCUGCCUACUCUGAGGGUUUCCCUGAUACAAGAUAUGAGGCAUGUUCAGAACAUGAGUGAGAUAAAGACUGAUGUGGGGCGAGCCCGAGCCUGGAUAAGGCUUUCUCUGGAGAAGAAGCUUUUGUCUCAGCACCUGAAGCAGCUGCUUUCCAACCAGGCACUUGCCAAGAAACUUUACAAGCGUUACGCUUUCCUGCGCUGUGAAGAAGAACGGGAACAGUUUCUGUAUCACCUGCUCUCCCUGAAUGCUGUGGAUUACUUCUGCUUCACAAGCGUCUUCACCACAAUCAUGAUCCCUUAUAGGUCAGUGAUAAUUCCCAUCAAAAAACUCAGCAAUGCAAUAACCACAUCAAACCCGUGGAUUUGUGUGUCAGGAGAACUAGGAGAAACAGGCAUAAUGCAGAUUCCUAAAAAUCACCUAGAAAUGACAUUUGAGUGCCAGAAUUUAGGAAAGCUGACGACCGUUCAGAUUGGUCAUGACAACUCAGGGCUGCUAGCCAAGUGGCUGGUUGAUUGUGUCAUGGUCAGGAAUGAAAUAACAGGACACACGUACAAGUUUCCCUGCGGGCGAUGGCUGGGAAAGGGCGUUGACGACGGCAGCUUGGAGCGAAUACUCAUUGGAGAGCUGGUGUCCUCCACCUCUGACGAAGAGCUGGGAAAACAGUGCCGUACCCCGCCCCAGCAGAAAUCUCCUACCAUGGCUCGACGACUGAGCAUCACUUCCCUCACAGGGAAGAACACCAAGCCUAAUGCGGGACAGAUCCAAGAGGGAAUCGGAGAAGCUGUGAACAAUAUUGUGAAGCACUUUCACAAGCCAGAGAAAGAGAGAGGGAGCCUCACCAUUCUGUUGUGUGGAGAAAAUGGUCUGGUCGCAGCACUGGAGCAGGUCUUCCACCAUGGAUUCAAAUCAGCUCGCAUUUUUCAUAAGAAUGUCUUCAUCUGGGAUUUCAUAGAGAAAGUUGUUGCUUAUUUUGAAACCAGUGACCAGAUUGGAGACAAUGAGGAGGCCCUUUUGCUUCAGAGAUCUUCAUGCAAAACCUUCUGUCAUUAUGUGAAUGCAAUCAAUACAGCUCCAAGAAACAUUGGAAAGGAUGGCAAAUUCCAAAUCCUGAUUUGUCUGGGGACAAGGGACCACUUGCUGUCUCAGUGGAUCCCGUUGCUGGCAGAGUGCCCACCCAUUACAAGGAUGUAUGAGGAGAACGCUCUCCUACGGGACCGUAUGACUGUCAACUCCCUUAUCCGAGUCCUACAGACAUUGCAAGAUUUCAACAUCAUCCUAGAAGGAUCGCUCAUUAAAGGAGUGGAUGUCUAGCAUGGCUUUGCUGAGAACUUCAUUAUUCCUUUCCCAAGCAAGCAAACCACAAUUGGAGACCUGUCAGGACUUGAACAUGAUGGUAGUGCACCACUGUAAAGCAAAGCUCUGCUGGGUGAAGCAGGAGUGGGAAGCCCAGUUUGUGCCCAAUGGGAACUGUCCUCUAAAGCUGCAGAAAGCUAAGAU